AUGGGCGGAGUAACGUCCUCGAUUGCUGCUAAGUUCGCGUUCUUCCCGCCGCAACCACCGUCGUACACAGUCGUCGUUUCUGAAACAUCCACCGGAAAUGAUUCUCCGGCGACGAAGCUCUCGAUUCCGGAGGUUCCGAUGAAGGAGAACGUGGAUAUAGUGAAGCUUAAGACACGGAGAGGAAACGAAAUCGCGGCGGUGUAUGUUAAGUACCAUAGACCUGCAUGCACCAUGCUUUACUCUCAUGGAAAUGCCGCGGAUUUAGGUCAAAUGUUUGAACUCUUUGUUGAAUUGAGUAAUCGACUUCGCCUUAAUGUUAUGGGGUAUGAUUACUCUGGUUAUGGACAGUCGACAGGGAAGCCAUCUGAAUAUAAUACAUACGCAGAUAUUGAAGCUGCCUAUAAAUGCCUGAAGGAGCAAUAUGGGGUGAAAGAUGAACAAUUGAUAUUGUACGGUCAAUCUGUUGGUAGUGGUCCCACACUUGAUCUUGCUUCAAGGAUAUCAGAAUUGAGAGGCGUUGUGUUGCAUAGUCCAAUUUUGUCAGGGUUGAGAGUACUAUACCCUGUAAAACGAACAUAUUGGUUUGAUAUUUACAAGAAUAUUGAUAAAGUCGGUAUGGUCAAAUGUCCUGUUUUGGUUAUCCAUGGUACAGCAGAUGAAGUCGUUGACGUGUCCCAUGGAAAACAGCUGUGGGAGCUUUGCAAGGCACUUGGAAAACCUAAAGCAACUACUGCAAAUGGUUCUGAAAAGGAUACUGUAGAAACUGAGAAUCAAGGCAACAAAGCUAGCAAAGAAUCAGAAACUGGAACUUCUAGUACUUCUGAAUUGAGUACAGAAAUUCCUGAAGCUUCUAGAAACAGUUUAGAUAGCCGGCUUAAAAAGUCUAAAAAACCUGACAAACCAGAAAAAUCUCGAAUGAGCACUGAUCAUGUUGAUAGAUUUAGAAGAAAGGGGUUAGUUUGGUAG
Molecule: messenger RNA, 966 nt
Organism: Vicia faba (fava bean)
Lineage: Eukaryota; Viridiplantae; Streptophyta; Magnoliopsida; Fabales; Fabaceae
Source: the annotation of a GenBank genome assembly